AUGCCCGAGGCUGGGCAAUCCCACCAUUCAUCAUCGUCGAGGGCAGCUACCACCUCUCUUCUUGCUCGAACAACUGGGGUUUAUCGCCUCCUCAUCCUCGACGGCCAUGGCAGCCACCACUCGCCUGACUUCGAGCUCUACUGCAAGAACAACAUCAUCACCCUCUGCAUGCCUCCCCAUUCAUCCCACAAGCUCCAGCCAGCCGAUGUUGGGUGUUUCAGCCCGCUGAAGGCGGCAUACGGCAAGCAGAUCGAGGAGAUGAUGCGGGCAAGCAUAACCCACAUUACUAAGGAGGACUUCUUUCCUGCAUUCCUCGCAGCUCACCAGGCAACGAUGACGUACGACAACAUUCGGGGAGGCUUUCGAGGUGCUGGGCUUGUUCCUUUUUAUCCCGAGGAGGUGAUCUCCCAGCUCGACAUCCGUCUUAAGACGCCAACACCCCCGAACUCACGGCCAGGCAGUGCCUACGCGUGGGUUUCCAAGACGCCGAACAACCCAAUCGAAGCCUCUUCGCAGACCACCCUUAUCAAGACCUGGAUUGCCCAGCAUCAAAAUAGCUCUCCAACGUCGCUUUUAGCUGCAGUUGAUUAG
This is a messenger RNA of Chaetomium globosum CBS 148.51, 591 nucleotides long. RefSeq lists its product as uncharacterized. The transcript is spliced from 2 exons. Bases 1 to 591 code for a protein of 196 amino acids. Lineage: Eukaryota; Fungi; Ascomycota; Sordariomycetes; Sordariales; Chaetomiaceae. The record is from RefSeq and is a predicted model, not a curated record. Gene Ontology annotation, molecular function: DNA binding. Gene Ontology annotation, cellular component: nucleus.